This is a messenger RNA of Oryza brachyantha (malo sina), 3048 nucleotides long. RefSeq names its product serine/arginine repetitive matrix protein 5-like. Bases 377 to 2341 code for a protein of 654 amino acids. NCBI's taxonomy places the organism in Eukaryota, Viridiplantae, Streptophyta, Magnoliopsida, Poales, Poaceae. Gene Ontology annotation, molecular function: RNA binding. The record is from RefSeq and is a predicted model, not a curated record. The transcript is spliced from 4 exons.
AUCCGUGCCGAAGAGAAGAGAAGGAGAAGAGAAGAGGCGAGAGCGAGAGAGAGAGAGCGCGCCUCAGAGAGAAGAACCCGUCAUCCCCCCUCUCCCGGCCGCUUCUCUCGAUUUUGCGGGGCUCCCAUCUUCCUGCGCCACAUCCCCACCCCCACCCCCUGCCUCCCAUGGGCGACUAGGGUUUCCACCCCCCCGCGGGCCUCCUCCGCCUCCGCCUCCCACCUCUCUGUUCUCCCCCCCCCCCGCUCGCGCCGGCAGGGACGGCGCCGCGCCCGGCCCAGAUCCGGACGCCGCCGGACCCGGACCCGGCCCCAGAUCCAGUGGCCCGCCGCCGCGCCGACCUGACCUGACCUGAACUGAGAGGAUAAGUACUCAGAUGGAUUACAUCUCCCCUGAUAGAAGUCUGGAAGGGGCUUGUGGAGAUCCUGGACCUUUAUUUGGAGAUCAUGAUGGGAGCUUAUUGGAUCACAUGGGUUUCCAUGGGGAUCCACAGCAUGUAUCUCCACAGCUAAAUGAAGGGCUUUUAGUUGAUCCAACUGACCAAAUUUCAUAUUUGGGUGCUGAUUCUCUUCCCUUUAUGAAUGAUCAAAUCCCAUGCAAUACAAUGAAGUCUGCCUCGACUAGUCCAGCAUCUCCCCUGAAGCAAGCAGAUGACCAUCAUGUGCAUAUAGAUUCUGAUAUGGAAAAUGAUGCAGCUGAACAGAAUCUGCACAAUAGUUACUCUGAGGAACAAGCUACUUCUCUGGGCUACAACACAAAUCGGGCCACAGCAGUGGUUGAUGCUGAGCAGGCGACAGAACUUCAUGAAAGUAGUGGUAAUAAUGCAUCAAACUUCCAAGAAGAAACUACACAUUGUGAUACCUAUCUUGGUGACGCUAUGUUAAAUGAAAAUAGCAGUAGGGAUUACCAACUUAACAAUAGUGGUGUGGAUGAUGAUGAAAUUCCAAAUUCUUCUGCGCUUCAAAUGGAAAAUAUGGACAGCAGAGGGUUACAUGAGACUUCUCGCAGUGAAAAGUAUGAGUCAGAGGAUGAUCAAAUGAAUGGUAGGAAUUCUAGUCCUAGUGAUGAACGUGAUGAGAACUGCAACUCUGUGAUUGAGCCAUCUUAUUUGGAAGCAAUGGACAAGGAAAAUCCUGGUUCCAAAAAUGGCAUAUUAACACCAAGCAAUCAAUGGGAUUCUCCUCCUGAAAGUUCUGCAAGACAUGAAAAGGGAACACCAUCACCAGAUAGGAUGGUUUCGCUUCCAGCUGAGAGGUCUCAUACUCAUUCACCUAAGGAACUGGAGUCACCACGUGUUGAAAAUGAUGUUGGUAAAUUUGCCAGUCCUCAAAACUCACCAGCUAGACGCCGUUCCCGGUCUCUUGAAAAGCAUGAUUCCAACCACAGAAGGACUUCUUCACGUGAGUUAUCUCCGCAUGUUCGUCAAAACUCUCCAUCUCCUCCAGAAAAGAAAGCACGAAGGGAGCAUCGACAUGGAGAUGGGUCACCACGGCGAAGAUCUGUGUCCCCUAGAAGGGGUUUGCCCAAGAGGAGGGACUCACCAAGGAGGGAUUCACCAUCAAGGAGAAGGGACUCACCAAGGAGGAAAGACUCCCCAUCAAGAAGAAGGGACUCGCCAAGGAGGGAUUCCCCAUCAAGGAGAAGAGACUCACCAUCAAGGAGAAGGGACUCACCAAGGAGGGCAUCCCCAUCAAGGAGAAGGGAUUCACCAAGGAGGGACUCCCCAUCAAGGAGAAGGGACUCACCAAGGAGGGACUCCCCAUCAAGGCGAAGGGACUCACCAAGGAGGGCCUCCCCAUCAAGGAGAAGGGACUCACCAAGGAGGGACUCCCCAUCAAGGAGGAGGGACUCCCCACGAAGGAGGCAUAGGUCAAAAUCAAGGUCACCCUCGAGGAAAACUGAUGGCUCUAGACAUAGAAGGGAACAUGGUAGAUCUCGGUCAAGGUCUCCUCACUCAAGGAGUCACCAUAGACGAUCUCCAAGAAGGCAUUCACCCCGGCGCAGAUCAUCUCCAUCCAGUCAUCGUCAUCAUUCACCUAGAAGGCCUUGGUCACCACCUGCCAACAGGAAGACUGGAUUGGGUAAGCCUGGACGGAAUCUAUUUGUUGCAGGUUUUAGCUAUGCCACCACUGAGCGAGAUUUGGAAAAGAAAUUCUCUAAGUAUGGCCGUGUGACAAGUGCACGUGUUGUUCGGGAUAAAAGGUCUGGGGAUUCUCGAGGUUUUGGAUUCUUAUCUUUGGAGAAGGACGAGGAUGCUGAUGCAGCAAUUCGUGCUUGUGAUGAGACCGAGUGGAACGGUAGGAUCAUUCUUGUGGAGAAGUCAAAGGCACCGACGUGGUGAAUCUUACACCUUGGAGCUCCGCACAAAACAGCAUUGCUUCAGCUUGCACAGCUUUUGUCGCACCAAAGAUUUCCUAUUGACUAUAACAUAAAUUAUCUUUACAUAUGGCAAACUCACUUGAACCCAGCUAUUGUUGGUAUAUUAGGAGUAAGAGUCAUAAUGCACUUCCUAUGGCUACCUUGCUGACAAUUACAAAGAAUAAGAUGUUAUGUCACACCUUAGCUUGUUUCAGGGCCCUGCUGCUGAUAAGAGGGAAUUAGUACCUUUAAAUGUCUGCUACCUCUGCGCACAAGAUAUUAAUGCUCUGCCAGGUGUGCAACUGUGCAUGAGUCGUUCAUCUUCUUCAUGACCUGGCCAAGUGGUUAGCUCGACAGCAUUAAGGGGGUGAAUGGAAUUCAGAUCUGCGAGGCUCUGAUACUAAAACCAUUUAGUUGACUUUCCAAUAAUUUAUAAUGUAGGUUUCAACCAUCAUGUUUAUAUUUGCACCUUGUGAGGUAAAAAUGACACGUUUCUUUCUUCCUUCACUGUAGUCUGUUGUUUUGGAUUCUAGUUACUCCGUGCUCGAUAAUGGGUAUAGCCAACUUGUAUUUUCUUUUUAUUUGUCAUGGUUUCCUGUAUGUACCAUUCUGCUGAAUUCACAACUACCUAUGCCGGAAAAUCUUUGAGCCUCGCAGCUAGCUUCUUUUGUUUGGCACCGUAAAAUUGCU